Messenger RNA from Polistes dominula (European paper wasp), 8558 nucleotides. Its product is annotated as bromodomain adjacent to zinc finger domain protein 2B. Gene Ontology annotation, molecular function: protein binding; DNA binding. The record is from RefSeq and is a predicted model, not a curated record. Gene Ontology annotation, cellular component: chromatin. Lineage: Eukaryota; Metazoa; Arthropoda; Insecta; Hymenoptera; Vespidae.
UGGUAUUUUUUGUUUUUUGUAUUCGGGUUAAAUGUGACACUUCUAUUUGAUUCGACGAUUUACUUUUUCUUUGUUAUUUAUAGUGAAGAAAGGAAAACGACACUCUUUUUAAAGUAAGAGGAUAGUUGGUUCGUUCCGUUGUUUACUCGCGCGUGUGAAUCAGUGGGAUGAAGAUGAUCGAUUGUUUUCUUUUCCUUCUAUUAUUCUUUCUCUCCUUCUUUAAAAAUUUAUCCUAGUGAAGUUGAUACGUGAAAAAAAAAAGAAAAGUUUUAUCCUCUAUUAUAUUGCAGUGGAAAAAUAGUUAGAGGGAGUUGCUAGUGAGUAAUAACAGUGUGCGACACAAAACGUGCGGAAUACAAUUCGUGCAUUAUGAUAUGCGUCGGAGAGAAUAUGAUUAGGCGAUAGAAGAGGAUAUUAUUACGAAGCUAAGAACGACAUUGACGUGUGCCUUCUGACAUAUUUUUCUUAUUUUGUCUCCCUUCUUCUUCUUCGUAUUCUUCGUUUGAAAAGUCUAACCAACAAGAAGAGCCAGUCAUAUAAGUCUUAUAAUUGUUUACAUCUACGUGUGUCGAAAAUCUACAUCUCCUAUCGAAUACAACGAUUACAUUUACGAGAACGAGGAUUUAAUCGUCGUGUGAUUAAUCGAAAAUAGAAGAGAGCACGCUCUUGUUGACGUCAUGCGUUCGAUGAGCUCAGUCAUUUGUGCAAUCAGAUGUGAUGGAGUCUUGUGAAGACGGCUUCUACUAUGAGUUAAGACCUCGUAAUUAAUUGGGACUGGCAUGGAGAAGGAGAACUCCGCAUCAGGCGGAGGUGGCGGAGGUGAAGCGGCGGCAACGGCAACGUCGGGCUCCACCUCCACCUCCGAGAAGCUCCAGGCGGACCAGGCCAAUCCGCUGCUCGAUCCCACUGCACUUUUUGGUGCGUACUGGCCGCGAGGAGAUAGCGCAGCUUCCUCUCUUUUCGGCGGGAUGCCUGGAGGCUACGGAUUGGGGGCACAUCAUUUACCGUCGGCUUACGCCAUUCUUGGCCGUGGGGGUUCAGCGCCUGGUUUUGGGGGUCAUACACCGGCAUCCGCACCACCACCACCCCCGUACUCGCACAGUAGUCUCGGUACUCUCAGCGUGGCUGCCAGUCAAGCUGCGAGUCUGGGUAUCACACCUGCUAGUGCGGCAUGGUGGACAAUGGCCUCUCAUUUAGCUGCCCAGGAUUACCUCGCGAGAUUGCAGGGUGCAACAGGAAUCCCAACUUUUCCACCUGGUGCGGAGAGUAUUAUACCGCCUUACCCUGCAUCUCUGUUGAAUCCCCCAUCCCUUUCGUCCCACAAGUCUACCAAGUCUAAGUCGAGUAAAAGUCACAAGACACCGGCAAGCAGCAGUAGCAGUAGCUCGACAACGACGAAUAUGACAAGCAGUAGUUUGCCGGUGUCGAGUCAGGCCACGGUAACACCAACUCAUCACAGUACCUCGGCAAGCACCACGCCAAAUUCGCAAACUAACGUUGUUAGCAGCUCUGCGAAGGAAGGAAGCGAUCCUAGUAGUAUAUUGGGAGGUGUGCGUUUGCCUCCUGAUACGGAAAUCAUCAAGUAUACCUCAAGUAUAGUCGGUCCAAAAGUUCCUGGUACGACGAAUCGUGGCAGGAAGAAGACGAUCUCUUUGGAUACACCGAGUGUCAGUGUUCAUCCACCAACUAUAUCUACGUUGAGUGCUCAUCAAACGAACACAACUACGUCGUCCUUGAUGAUGGAGCCAAGAAAGUACAAUCGUACAGGGACCGAAUCUAACGAGUAUCGAGAGACUGUAGAUCGCGUGGAGGUGAUCAAAUUACCGGCCCACUCAACCAACGGUUCUGUAUUGUCAGCACCGUCUUCUUACACCAGUGGCAAUAACUCAACCACCUCCGCCAAUGACUCAGAUGCUCCAUUAAAUUUAUCCCUUAAACCUUCUUCGACGAGUAGUAGUUCGCCGAUUUCCGGUAGUCAACCGCUCAGUCAGCUCAGCAAUCUGAGCCAAUCUUUGCUUGCCUCUGAUCGGACAUCGAGACGAAAACCCGGACCAAAGCCGAGAAGAGUGCCUCAAAACUCGGUACCAGUCCCAGCUUCUCCUAGUCCUUCAUUGGCACAAUUAUUUGCUGCUGCGGAUUCUCCCCAAAGGCCCAGCAGCGGUAGCGAGGAAAGUGAGAGUGCCAGUACGACUCAUCAUAAGGAUGGUCGUCCACGAAAUCUUGGUCGUGGUGUUUCCAAACCGAAGAAGAACACCGUAGCGUCGUUGCUAGCACAGAGCAGAGCAUUGGGUAUAAAACCCACUCCAACGUUGGAUCCUAGCGCACCAUUGUCACACCAGGUCUCGUUGCUGAGGUCGAACAUUAUUGCUGCGCAAUUGCAUGCCUCGGCAACGGGCCAGGUUGACGACAAGAAUCAGCGAUCUUUACAGGAGAAGAUGAAGAAUAAAUUGCUGGAGGCGUCGGGCGAGGAAAGCAAUAUGGAUGUAACAAGUGAAAGCGGAAGCAACACCGACGUCCUCACCGACACAGACGAAGAUAACGCUGAGGGUACGCCCAGUGCUAAGAGAAGAAAGCUUAAACCUAGCGAAAGGGAUCUUCAGAUGCCCUUGGAACGUGGUUGGAAACGAGAGACUGUUAUUAAGGGACUAGGAAAGACUGGAGUUAUUAAGGGCGAUGUGUCCUAUUAUAGUCCUUGUGGUAAAACAUUUAGGUGCAGUCCCGAUCUUGUCAAGUUUUUGGAACAACAGAUUCCUGCCGAGCUGACGACAGCGAAUUUUUCUUUUUCGUCCCGUCCAUUGGUCGGUGAGUUUCUCCAGCCAACGUUGGGUCUGGCUGAGGCUGAAUUUGUGAGGCUUGGCGCGCAAGAAGUAGCGAGACGUCUAGAAGAGAUAAGAGUUGCCGGAGGGUUCAGGGACAUACGAACUACGAACAAUCAGUACGAGAGAGACAAGCUGGCAUAUGCGAAGAAACUUGCUAAGGAGGAGGCACAACGACACAAAGAGCAGGCCAGGCUCAUCAAGGAACAAGAGAAGACGGAACGGCAAGAGGCAGUCAGACGGGAACGUGAAAUAAGAAAUCAACAGCUUCUCGAGGGUCGAAAGAGGCUCGCGUUCACGAUCAAGCAGAAAAUGAAGAUCAUCCAAGAGAUCGAGCGUGGUAAGAGCAAGAGCGACGUCGCCAGAGAAUUGGGCCUUGCGAGUAGCACCGUGGCAACCAUUUGGAAAAAUCGGGAGAGCAUCGCCGAAAGUUGGAGAAAUCGUGACAUUAUGCAACAACAACAACAACAACAACAGCAACAACAUCAACAACACCACUUGCCUCUUCAUCAUCAACAACAAUUAGAUCAGGAGGAAGCAAUUCUAUUGAAGAAACAAACAUUCUCCUCGGUAUCCCCAGUUGCUCUGAGCCUCUGCUCGGGUACGUCCUCAUUGACGAACUCGAGUGUUUCGAAUUUGAGCAUAUUACCAGUGACAACGACGGUUAACGUUGUCCCAACGACUUGCGUCGUCGGUGCAUCGUCUACAAACGCGAUUUCCCCAACAACGCCUCUCAUGUUGACGUCAACGAACAAUUCGACGACGAAUAUAUCGACUAAUACAACGACGAUGACGAUGAUGAACAGCAGCAACAACAACAAUAAUAAUAAUACUAAUAAUAAUAAUAAUAGUAACAGUAUCAACAACAUCAACAACAUCAAUCAAGCAGCAAUAAUGGUAGGCGGGGCACCGACUGGUACGACAGUAGUUGCGACAACUCCUCAAGUUAAUUCCCUCUUACCAUCGACAACGGCACUCCAGUUGACCACCAACAACCCUGUGAACGCUGCCAACGCAGUCAUCAAUGCAGCAUCUAACGCAGCCGCAGCAGCAGCAGCAGCCAUCGCUACUCUCACGGCUUUACCAUCGACCCUAUCCUCCUCUUCUUCAUCUUCUUCUUCUUCUUCUACCUCCUCCUCCUCGUCUAUAUGUUCCAUUUCGUCCACCACGCAACAACAACAACAACAACAACAACAACAACAACAACAACAACAUCAACAACAUCAACAACAUCAACAACAACAACACCAACAACUAGUACUACAACAACAACAACAACAACAACAAGCCGUCCAACCGACGACGCCACCUACCUCGACGUCCACCGGUACCGUGACGGUCGCCGUUCAACCGGACAAUACCCAGCAGGCCCAGACCCAGACGCAAAGUGGUCAGGAACUUCUGGAGGCGCGGAAAAAACGGCAGGAAGAGGUGGAGAAGAUCCGACUGGAAGAGCAACAACGAAAGCAACAGUUUUUGCAGGAGCGCGAAUUGAAGAGACAACAGACGGUGAUGUUUAAGGAACAGAUGUACAUGCAGGAGCUCACCAAGCAGCGCGAGAUGCUCUACACCGUCGAGUUGGAGCGAGAGAGAAGGAGACAACAUAUGGCUUUGGUCAGAGCACUCGAGAAUCGUCGCAAAAUGGAAGAAAGGGAAAGGAAACGAUUGGAAGCAAGAGCUGAGAGAAUAGCAACGAAAGAGAAACGAGCUGAACAAAGGAAAAUUGAGCUUGAGUUGGUAGAACAAAUUAGGAAACCCGUAGAAGACAUGGAACUUACAGAUCACAGAGCUCUGCCAGAUAUCAAGAGAAUACCUGGACUGAAAUUAUCGGGACAGGCUUUCGCUGAUAUCGUCAUGGUCUUCGAAUUUCUUCAUAAUUUUGGUGAAACUUUAGGUUUUGACAUGGAAUCCUUACCAAGUUUAAGAAGUCUGCAAUUAGCAUUGUUGAACGACGAAGAAGCCGAAGAAGAAAUGCUUUCUGUGAUGACACAUCUUUUGGUGUGCGCUAUCGAGGACCCAGGUAUUCCACAGCCAGCAAGACACACAACUGGCCUUGGACAAAGUUUACGACAGGCUGACAUAACUCAUGCCAACAUAAGCGAAAUUUUAAGAAUUUAUCUUUACGCGAACGCAACAGGUGAAGUUAAAGCACUCACGGGUGUCUGUUUGGAACGUGAACGUGACAAAAGAUUCGCUGAUCAUCAUCAAAACGGUGGCGAUUAUGCGUCUUCUUGUUCAGGCAAAAACGCUCAAUUCUUCGAGCACAUGCAUAAAAACGAAACGUGGAAAUUGUCCGAGAGGCUCAGGGACAAACCAUUCCUUGCACUUAAUCCAACGCACAAAGCACAAACUUUGGCGUUCCUUUGCAAUGAGCUAUUGCAAAAUAAAGCUGUGAUUAGGCAAAUCGAAGGUAGCCUGGAAACGGUAGCUCAGUUGAAGAAAGAAAGAUUUGUAUUAGAUACAAAGAUCAGAAAGUUGAGACAAUUGCAUAGUCGAAAAGUUAGAAUGGAAGCAGUUGGAGUUAUAGUUAACAAAACCGGUGAUACGAUUACUAUCGAAAAGAAAGAAGUUGAUGAGGAAGGAAACACAACAUCGACAGCUGUUGGUACAACGCCCACUCCUGACGAGAUUCAUCACGAGGAUGAAGUUGAGGAUAUGUCGGAAAACGAAAGUGAAGGAACUCAACCAGAAGAGUCCUCUUUAAAGAAUGAUAAUCUCUGGUUGAUUCAGGAGGAGGAUAAAAAUCUGUCGGGUGAAGAACUCGGGAAAAAAUUGGAUAAACUUUUGAAGCAAUCCGAAGAACAAUUGCAAAAAUUGAAUAGCUCAUCGAAACAAUUGCGUGCUCACACGUUCGGACAGGAUAGGUAUUGGAGGAGAUAUUGGGAAUUGGCGAAUGCCGGUGGUAUAUUUGUAGAGGCUAUGGAAAGUGCGGAACCUGAGGUUUUGGAAUUGCAAGCGGAAUUAGAUGAGAAGUACAAAAAUAUGCCGGUUGAGGAAAAGACCGAGACUAAACAGGAAGAACAAGCUAAGCCUAAUACGGAGAAUAGAGAAAACGAAGCACCGAACGAAGCCAAGGAUGAAAAGAAAUUGAAUGCCAACGAAGAAGAUGACAAUUCGAAAUCUCAAAGUAAGGAUAAAAAGAACACCGAUUGCGAGGAAAUCAAUUGCAAGAAAGAACCCGUACAGAAUUGUAAUUUGGAUAACUCUGGUAAUAACAUGAAAGAAGAAAGAAGACACGAUGGUGAUAGUAUGAUGACGGAUGCCAAGACCAAUGUAACUUCCGAAGAAAUUAAACAAGAAACGGAGGUUGUCAAAAUGGAGGUAGACGUGAAGAUCGAAGAAACGAAAAAAGAAAACGAAGAAAUGGGAGAGGAAAUGCCGAAACUUGUUGUCAAAAUGAUGGAAGAUAAAAUAGUCGAGACUAUACCUAACGGCGACAAGUUUAAUCACAUUAACAAUCUCCACAACGGCAAGGAACUCAACGGAACAUUCAUUUCUAUCAUGUCGAUAAUUACAGACAACAAUGCCGAGCCCAAUUGGUUCUCCAUUUUGCCGCGAGAAACUUGCGAUACACCUGGACCUAGUACCAAGCAAAUCUUUGGAAUUGCUGAACCAACGGAACUCAGGAUACCAGUUUUUCCACCUCCAGCUAGUCCAAAUUAUGACAGAUGCGAUAGUCCUGCCCCAUUGAUACUCACGCAAGAUGAAGCUGCGCAACUGGAAUAUCUUAAAGUAAAUGGAUUGCCACCACCUGGGGAAGCUAAACCUGUACCGAAAGAUCUAAGGUAUGGUUGGUGGAGAAUCACGGACGUAGACACGUUCCAAGAAUUAUUAGAACAUUUACAUUCUCGAGGAGUUCGUGAAAAAGAAUUGAAGCGUACGACAUGGGCUACGAUGGAAUCAUUCUUGGCUGUAACCGGUAGGAUCAACGUUGAUCCAGGUAAUGUCACUGCAACUGAACUUCAAGCGGAACCCGACGAUCCCGACACACCGAUUCCAAAACCGGAUAAUCCUGAUGAUUGGAGCGAGCAGGUAGCAUUACGUGUGGAUGCACAGCUUCUCGAACAGGUCGAGGCUUUGGAGGAUAAGGUCGCUAACGCCAGCAUGCAGGUCAAGGGCUGGAAACUUCCUCCACGGGCAGGAACCGAGGAGGCCGAUGAAAUCGAGAAGUUAAACGAAAUGGAAAAGAUCAGUGCAGUAGAACAAGCGAGACAAAGGUUACUCUCUUUGGAAGCGGCCAUUGAAAGGAGAUACUUGAAACCACCUUUAGGAGUUUGCACGGGAGAUCCAAAUCUGGCGGCGUUGAAAGCAGAACAGGCAGCCGCCGCAAACGCUAACUCGAACAAUUCGGAUCAGAGUAAUCAGGCACCUAUUCCUCAAGAAGAGACAACACCAAGAGGGCUGAACAACUGGCGAGAAGCUACCGCACGUGCACACACAUCGGCUCAACUGGCUAUGGCGCUUUAUAUGCUCGAGGCCAGCAUCGCUUGGGACAAGAGCAUCAUGAAGGCUGUGAGUCUAACACCAGCUAGAAACUCGGUCUGCGUCAAGCUACGAAACCGCUGCGUCUCACUCAAAGCUACCACUCAGUACAAUCAACUAUUGACUACUUCUCAAACCUCUAAUUGCCAGUUUUGUCAUAGUGGAGACAACGAGGACAAGUUAUUGCUUUGCGAUGGCUGUGAUCGCGGUUAUCAUACUUAUUGUUUCCGUCCAAAAAUGGAAAACAUUCCUGAUGGUGACUGGUACUGUCACGAAUGUAUGAACAAAGCAACAGGAGAACGUAAUUGUUUGGUAUGUGGGAAAAGGGUUGGGAAAAAUUUGGUCCUCUGCGAGCUUUGUCCUAGGGCUUAUCACACCGACUGCCAUAAUCCGGUUAUGCCAAAAAUGCCAAGAGGGAAAUGGUAUUGCUCUAAUUGCCACAGUAAGCAACCAAAGAAGAGAAAUAGUAGUCGAAGGAGUCAUACCAAAGGGGGAAGCACCAGAGAGAGUGAGAGUUCUGAUCAUCCACCAGCUAGUCCAACGCCUUCAACGGCAUCGAACACGCACGUAGAGGACGUCAGUUCGUCGGAACCGGCAACCCCUACUGCAUCCCCGAGGAAGGAGGGAAACAAUAGGACCCUUACUAAGAAGCAACAACGAGAGCUGGCACCUUGUAAGCUUCUUCUCGAACAGUUGGAGCAGCAGGACGAAGCCUGGCCAUUCCUAUUGCCGGUUAACACCAAACAGUUCCCGACCUACAAGAAAAUCAUUAAGACUCCCAUGGAUCUCAGUACGAUAAAGAAGAAACUACAGGACUCUGUGUACAAGUCCCGCGAUGAAUUUUGCGCCGAUGUCAGGCAGAUGUUCAUCAACUGCGAGGUAUUCAACGAAGACGACAGUCCCGUAGGAAAGGCCGGACACGGGAUGAGAAGUUUCUUCGAAAUGCGAUGGACCGAGAUCACCGGUGCACCCCCACCCCAUACACAGACGCAUAGCUGAGGUUCGGUGCGUUCACGCAACACCUGCAACAGCUUCGCACACUUUUACUACUAAAGCGUGUGUGUGAAAGUCCUGCGGCCCAGACAAAAAGAAAAUAUAGAGGAUAGAUGAUAGAGGAUAGAAAAUAGAAAAUAAAAAAAAUAGAAAAAAAAGAGAGAGAGAGGGAGGGAGAGAGCGAGAGAGAGCGAGAGAGAGAGAGAAUGAGAAUGUCAGAGAGUAUGUAAAACCCGAUAAGGACUAUGAAGAGAAACAUUAGUGAAA